Penaeus vannamei (Pacific white shrimp) is the source of this 816-nucleotide messenger RNA. The record is from RefSeq and is a predicted model, not a curated record. NCBI's taxonomy places the organism in Eukaryota, Metazoa, Arthropoda, Malacostraca, Decapoda, Penaeidae.
AUGACCAAACCCCUCACUGGAACACUCCCUAGGACAACCCCGCAUGAGACAAGACACCCUACGCGGAACAUCGCCACCAGCGACAACCCCCUAGACAAAUCCCCCUCCGAGGAGGACGCCACCCAAGAACACCCCCCUAGAUGCAAUCCCUCUCGGGACACGCCCUGCAGGCACAACCAACCCCUAAGACAGAACCGUUACCUUCUUGGCGGACAAAACAUCCACCUUGCCCCGGGACUUUUGAUACAUGCGUACGAUCGUCCUCACUACAUGGAUCACCAUCUCUUAUCGAGUUCAACACGCUCCUCACGGACAUCCCCAGACACCCCCAGCCUGAGACAAACCCCCUCCGGACAUAUCACGCCCCCUGACAACACCUCUAACAACAAUCCCCCUUCCGGACACGCCCGACACAGAGACAUCCAUAGGAUAACCGCCCCUAGACAAUCCCUCCGGACAGCUUUGAAACAAACCCCCUUCCGGUGCACGCCCCGCGGCACAACCUCCCUUGACAAACUCCCCCUCCGGUACACGCCCCCAGGACAAGUACCCAGUUACCCACUAAGACACAACCCCCUCCGGGACACUGCCCCCAGGAACACCGGACGACACGCCCCCAGGACAUCCCUAGACAAACCCCCUCCGGACACGCCCCCCGGACAACCCCCUAACCACACCCCCCGGACACAGGGACACCCUCCACCUAGACAAACCCCCACGAGACACGCCCCCGGACAACCCCCUAGCACAACCCCCUCAACACCCCCUCGGACACGCCCCCGCCCCAGCCAAAAACGCCCCCAGGACACGCCCUAG